Molecule: messenger RNA, 1694 nt
Organism: Anneissia japonica
Lineage: Eukaryota; Metazoa; Echinodermata; Crinoidea; Comatulida; Comatulidae
Exons: 3
Coding region: 1-1245 (414 amino acids)
Biological process (GO): cell adhesion
Cellular component (GO): plasma membrane
Molecular function (GO): hyaluronic acid binding; transmembrane signaling receptor activity
Source: RefSeq, a predicted model, not a curated record
AUGCAUGUUUUUGCUGUCUUGCUUACUUUCCUCUCCUACUUUAGAGCCGGUAUUUCAGUUACUAGUACAGGGUCGUAUGUUGUUGUUCCACAACAUGUUUUACUGGGCUGGAGUCAGGAGUUAGAUAACAUUAAUCGUAUCCAAUGUUUGUUAGCUUGCUCAAGAAAAAUUUACUGUUUUUCGGUGAAUUACAAUCGCCAGAAUAGUAUUUGUCAGAUAAACAAGCAAAUACGGGAGGAUGCAACCGCUGGAAAUUUCUUAGUAAACAUCUCAUAUGAUUACAUGGAAAAGAUCAUCGACGGUGAUUUAAAGAAACAUGGCGUAUGUUUCAUAUCUGUUAAAAAUGAUUAUGAAGCUGCAGUCGAAAUAUGCAGUUAUAAUUUAGGCUCCAUUGCUUCUUACGAGCAGCUAUACAACGCAUUUCAACCAACUCUGAACAACUGUGAAGAGGGCUGGCUUAUCAGUAGAGAGAUUGCAUUCACAGGACUAACAAACCUCUGCACAUUAAAACCACCAGACCAACGUAGCAAUGUGUUCCCUUGUAAGAGAUAUGAAAGUGGGGUUUAUUGUCACUGUGAAUAUAAUCCUUCGAUGGAUACAUUCGACUAUUUGCCAAAAACCCAACGGAUCAUUCGACUGACAGAUAGUAACUCUAAGAUGUUGAAUGCAUACGAUGCUAAGUUCUGUUGCGGCUCUAGAUUCAGUGGUCAUCUUGCGACACCUCUUGACGUUUAUAAUAACUCAUUGUCAAUAGGCGUUAAUCUUUGCGAAACAGGAUGGCUUUUAGGUUCCUUGGUAGGUAAUCCAUGUAUGGGACAUACACCACCUGACUUCUGGCUUUAUCCGGCAGGAAAUGAAAUUAACUUCAAGAAAGCAAAGAACGAAUAUUCUGCAUUUUGCUUCGUUCCUAUUGCAAACCAAACCUUAAGUAACCCUGACCCAUUCCCCUCCCAUCGUGUCAUGAAUGGACAAGGAGAAAUUCGUUACUCUUUAAAUUAUUACGAUGCUGAAGAUUUUUGCGCUAAUCGCAGUGGUAGAAUGGCAACGAGGGAAGAAGUGGUGCACGCCUGGGAGUCAGGAUAUGACUGUUGUCAGGCAGGCUGGGUCACAAGUGGGGAAAUCAUUUUUCCUAUAGGAGAAGCCAGACCACAAACGUCAUGUGGCGGUGUAACUCCAGGUAUCAAAAGCUGGGGUUACCAAAAUAAGAAUACUGCAUUUGCAUCCGUCUUUUGUUACAUGUUGUAAAACACUAAACUCAUUUUUGUAUACAUUAUUUGGAUAAUAUAUUUGCUUGCAGCUGAUUUUCAGCUACCAUCUAAAAAGUCUAGGUUCUAGCCUGUUAUAAACCAGAGAGCCGAAACAACGCUAUAAACGGGAGAAGUAAACCUGAUUUCUUUUUAAAGUAUGCCUCGUAGUUUUUAUUAUUAUCGAUAUUUGGUCUAGCAAAACUAGGCGGUACAGACCUCAAAUUUGAGGUGUCAUUGCAGGACUAUUAUUUACUUGCAUAUUACUAAACAUGCUUGAUGAUAAUGAUCUUUAUUCAAAAUAUUACAUCCUAGGUGAUUCUGUCCUAGAGAGCGGUCGUAGCCUCUUAUUCGACAUUUACUCUUACUCUUAGGUGCCUUUUGAUUAGUUGUUCGACGAACCGCCUCUUUAGCCAAAUAUGGCAUCUCGCAUUAUUGUUGUUUGCAUGG